AUGUCCUCUUCCGUGUUCUUCCGCUUCAAAUCUCAAAGGGAGCCAUCUAGGGUAGCCUUUGAUGGGACUGGCAUCUCGGUCUUCGAAUUGAAACGAGAGAUCAUAACCAUGAAUCGACUUGGUGAUGGUACAGACUUUGAAUUGAUCAUAACUUCUGAAGACACCAACGAAGAGUACGAUGACGAUACCUCAAUAAUACCCCGAUCGACUACCGUCAUCGCGAAGAGACUUCCUGCUGUGAAAGCAGGACGAGGAGGGGCUGCACGAUAUGUAUCUGGCAAGAUACCUCAAAAUGCGAAGAAUUUUCAUCGAAUGGAAGCCCCCGCAACUAAAUCCUCGUCUUUCAACGCAUCCAAUGGGGCAACAGCGAUGAACGGAGCCCAGAACGAAGAGGAAAGGAUCGCGGCAAUGUUCAAAAUGGGCGCAGAUCAGUGGGCGCAGCAACAACAAGAAAUGGCCAGUGCUACACCAGUGCACCGCGCUGGCCCCAAUAAAGGCAAACCGGCGAACCUGCCAGAUCAUCCUCCUCCUCCUGGAUAUAUUUGCUACCGAUGUGGCGAAAAGGGCCAUUGGAUUAUGGUGUGUCCCACGAACGACGACCCUGCAUACGACGGUCGACCUCGUGUAAAGCGCACAACGGGAAUCCCUCGCUCAUUCCUAAAAACGAUUCAGAAGCCGACGUCGCUCGUCAACGACGGUACCAUGGAUGACACAAAACAACCGGCGGGAAUCAUGGUCAAUGCUGAGGGAGAAUGGGUCAUCGCAGAACCUGACAAAGCAGCAUGGGCGCAGUUUCAGGCGAAGGCUAAGGUUGCUGCCGUGGCCCAGGAAGCUGCUGCGCGUGGUAGUAAAGAGCUUCAUGACAGAGGAUUAGAAUGCUCGAUCGACAAGCAUCUGUUUGUAGAUCCCACAAAGACACCAUGCUGUCAAUCAACAUUUUGCCGUGAUUGCAUCACUAAUAUAUUACUCGAAAACGACUUGCGCUGCCCCGAGUGUUCUACUGAGAACGUUCCGAUUGACGAUCUAGUGCCUGAUGAGCAAAUGAUGACCAAGGUUCGAAGCUAUGAGGAAGAAAAAGCUGCCGAUCAGGUUCGAAAAGAGAGCUCGAAGAGCCCGGUCAAAGGUGGGCCACAGAAAGGUGUUGACUCGCCACCUAACAACGACUCAGUCAAGACAACGCCGCCGCAGAAAUCUCAGGCCGUUAGUGCCACUUCACGGAAACGGCCUGCCGAGUCAGAGCUUGCCAACGAGCGUAAGGCACCUGCUCCCGCUGUUGGAGUUCCAGAGCAUAAAUCUGUCAACGGUACCAAGUCAGAAUUCCACCAGCAGAAGACAGGCGUAGCAUCCAACAUGCCUGCUAAUCAACAACCUUCGCUCUCGAAUGGGAAUUUCACAAUGCCGCAAGCGAUGAAUUCCAUGGCCUUUCCCAACAUGAAUGGCUUCAUGGGCGUGCCGAUGAGCAUGGCGCCUGUAAUGAACAUGAAUGGUGCGAUGCCGAACCCUAUGCUGAUGGCAAAUGGAUCAUUCACGGGGAACGACUGGAAUAACGUGUGGGGAGGCGGCUUUCCACAGCAAAUCAUGAACAUGGCGGGGGGUGGCUUCCAGAACAGUAUGAUGCCAAAUGGUGGCUACAAUCAAUAUAAUGCGCCGGGCAAUAGCUUCAUGAACAUGAAUGGCAUUGGAAUGAAUGGCCAGAGCAUGAAUGGCCAAGGAAUGGGUUCAUUUGCUAAUCAACAGCGGACGACUUUCAGCGCUCCGACGACCAACGAGGAAGACAGCGCGUACUUUCGCAAGCCGGUUAAUCCACACCGCCAUCAAGCCAGACGGAAUGUGCAAAGGCCGACAGACUACCGCGAGAUCUAG
Messenger RNA from Letharia columbiana, 1863 nucleotides. RefSeq lists its product as uncharacterized. The record is from RefSeq and is a predicted model, not a curated record. Gene Ontology annotation, molecular function: ubiquitin protein ligase activity; nucleic acid binding; zinc ion binding. NCBI's taxonomy places the organism in Eukaryota, Fungi, Ascomycota, Lecanoromycetes, Lecanorales, Parmeliaceae. The coding region runs from base 1 to 1863 and encodes 620 amino acids. Gene Ontology annotation, cellular component: nucleus. Gene Ontology annotation, biological process: protein ubiquitination; ubiquitin-dependent protein catabolic process; mRNA processing. The transcript has 3 exons.